CGUGACGUAAAGGCGCAAGAGGCAGGCGCGUUGCAUUGUGGUCGCCGCCGGUGUCUGGACAGAAAGAGAAAGCACACGACAGCUCUUCAGUUAACUGCUGCGAUAUUCGGCGUAGAUAAGACAUUAAACAGCUUAGUCGCCGGUGAUCCGUGACAACCUUCCAAGCAGCCAUGUCGUCGACAUCCCAGAAACAUAAAGACUUUGUGGCCGAGCCCAUGGGCGAGAAGCCCGUGGGGGCUCUUGCGGGCAUCGGAGAUGUCCUUGGCAAAAGACUGCAGGAGAAAGGUUUUGACAAGGCGUACGUUGUCCUCGGGCAGUUUCUCGUGCUAAAGAAAGACGAGGAGCUUUUCCGGGACUGGCUGAAGGACACUUGCAUGGCAAAUGCCAAACAACAAGGUGACUGCUACGGCUGUCUGAAAGACUGGUGUGACGCCUUCUUAUAAAACAAUCGCUUCAAUUCAGAUGCACAGAAUAUGUAUGAACAGACACUGUUCACACCGGAGGUUUAUUGAAGUCAGCUUGUUUUUAAAUUAUACUGAAAGGUUAAAAAAAAGCCCCCAAAUAUAACUGACAGCCUCUUCUCGUGGUCUUUGACAUGCAGCUCUAGACCAGGAAAGUACAGACUUCAUUAAUGUUAUUACUGCUGUUUGACAUAAAUCAAAGUGUCUGCUGUGAGAAUAAGCUGCUCAUCUUCACAAUGUUCAGCUUGCCUUAGAUUGGUGAAAUACUGUAUGUAUGUUUCUCCAAGGUGGAAUUUUAAAAUGAUGCUUCAGAAGUUGGUCGUGUUCUGAGAUUUCCCUUUUAACCAUAACAUUGCUAAUUAGUUCUAUUUUACCUUCAGAAAAUACUUAAAGACACAUUUUUCUGUAUCUGAGAAAUGAGAUGAUUUACCAGCACAGUCCAGACAAAUAUUUGUGUCAACUCUUGGCCUUUUUGCCCAUUCUGACGUUUUUAAAGCCUUUGGAAAGUUAAUUUUAUUUUUUUUAUUUUUCAAAGAGCACAUAUAUCACAUAUCUCUGUCUGGUUUCACUUUAAUUCACCAAUGUUCAAAUGAUUUCUGGAAGAGGUGGGUUGUUCUUUUGAGUGACACAGAGUAAACCUAAAGAAACUGGUGACACGGGGUGAUGGCAGUGACAUUGACUUUUAAAAAUGUAUAUAGUGAAUAAAACAUUUUGCCAUUUCAACUUUUGAUCCUGCUAAUAAAAGAGCCAGAUUCUCACAUCUGAUCUGCUUGUUUGACCCUGUCUAUCAAUAAAGAUGCCAAUGGAUCAAACUCAAAA
Messenger RNA from Scophthalmus maximus (turbot), 1280 nucleotides. It is a transcript of the gene banf1, whose product is annotated as BAF nuclear assembly factor 1. The record is from RefSeq and is a predicted model, not a curated record. Gene Ontology annotation, molecular function: DNA binding. NCBI's taxonomy places the organism in Eukaryota, Metazoa, Chordata, Actinopteri, Pleuronectiformes, Scophthalmidae. The transcript has 3 exons. The coding region runs from base 171 to 443 and encodes 90 amino acids.